CCAGAGAACGCUAAGAGAGAGCAAAGUUUUAUCAGUAGAAGCAGUAGUAAGUUCUCUCUCUGUCUCUGCAAUGGCGCCUAAGAGACGCAGAACUAAUGAAGGUGAUGUGAAGCAAAGUACGACGUCGUCCAGGGUGACUCGUAGCUCGACUAGCCAAGCGAACGAGAUCAAGAAGGAGAAUUCCGUCCCACCGACCAAGGUGAAGCAGCAGAAGAAGGCGAAAACCAGUUCCAACAACAAAGAGGAGGGCACGGAAACCGAUAAUGUGAAAGCACCACCGGCUAAGGUUGUGGAUGGUACCAAGACCAUUGUGAUUGAGCAUUGGUAG
Messenger RNA from Ilex paraguariensis (yerba mate), 328 nucleotides. The record is from the annotation of a GenBank genome assembly. Lineage: Eukaryota; Viridiplantae; Streptophyta; Magnoliopsida; Aquifoliales; Aquifoliaceae.